This is a messenger RNA of Rhizophagus irregularis DAOM 181602=DAOM 197198, 978 nucleotides long. RefSeq lists its product as uncharacterized. Lineage: Eukaryota; Fungi; Glomeromycota; Glomeromycetes; Glomerales; Glomeraceae. The record is from RefSeq and is a predicted model, not a curated record. Gene Ontology annotation, molecular function: 6-phosphogluconolactonase activity. Gene Ontology annotation, biological process: carbohydrate metabolic process; pentose-phosphate shunt.
AAAAAACAAUAACAGUAACAAUAUUCUGAAAUCAUUAAAAAGUCAAUGAGCGCGCCAAUUGUUUACACAUUUCCAAACACACAGGAACUUUCAAUAUCUCUUGCUGAUUUGGUGGUGAAAUUAUGCAAAGAGUCAAUUGAAAUACGUGAUAGGUUUACCGUAGGAAUUUCAGGUGGUUCUCUACCUAAACUUUUGGCUGCGGAUUUAAAAAAUCGCCAGGGUAUCGAAUGGGAAAAGUGGGAAGUAUUUUUCUGUGAUGAAAGACUUGUUCCAUUAGAUCAUGAGGAUUCCAAUUAUUCUUUAUGUAAAAAAGAAUUCUUUGAUCAUGUCUCAAUCCCUGAAGAUCAAAUUUACACCAUAAAUCCUUCAUUACUUCAAGAAGAAGAUGAGGAGGAAAUAGUAGAUGAUUAUGAAAAAAAACUUAUUUCUGUGUUUGCUACCGUAAAUUCCGUUAAAUUUCCCGUAUUCGAUUUACUUUUAUUAGGAGUUGGGCCUGAUGGGCACACUUGUUCUCUUUUCCCGGAUCAUCCUUUGUUAGAUGAGAAUAUUGGAUGGGUUGCUUAUAUUGGUGAUUCUCCUAAACCACCACCAAGAAGAAUUACUUUUACUUUACCGGUAGUUAAUCAUGCUCAUAAUAUAGCUUUUGUGGCUACUGGUGAAGGUAAACAAGAUGUGUUGAAAGAGAUAAUUGAAAAUUCUGAGAGCAAAUUACCUUCUGCCUUGGUCAAACCGGUUACUGGAAAAUUGUAUUGGUUCUUGGAUGAUGCUGCCGCUACUAAACUAACUUUAUCAAAAUAGCAAGUGAUGAUUAAGGGAGGCAAAUUAUGAAAAAUAUUUUUUGAUUAUAAAUCGAUUUAUUUACAUUAUAUUAAUAAUGGUAUAUUAAAGAAUUAUUUGUUUAUAUUUAUUUCAUUUUUAUUAAUGUACAGUAUAUUAUUAUUCAUAAUCAUAUAUUCAAUAAAUACAUAUCAAAUUAUA